Messenger RNA from Trichogramma pretiosum, 1863 nucleotides. Its product is annotated as inactive pancreatic lipase-related protein 1. The transcript is spliced from 7 exons. Gene Ontology annotation, biological process: lipid metabolic process. NCBI's taxonomy places the organism in Eukaryota, Metazoa, Arthropoda, Insecta, Hymenoptera, Trichogrammatidae. Gene Ontology annotation, molecular function: lipase activity. The record is from RefSeq and is a predicted model, not a curated record. Bases 191 to 1249 code for a protein of 352 amino acids.
CGAAAUUUCGCGCUCCUUUGCUCGUCGUACGGCACACGUUUCCUUCGUAUAUAAUAAAUCGCGUUUUACAUCGGUCAAAUUUAUGGUGCGAGUGAAUCGAUAACGAGGACAGAAAAAAAGCACGCGGCAGAAGCAUCUGCGUAAAAAAGAUCGUUUCCGAUGUUAUAUCAGCGGCUUUUGACCCUGGGAGAUGGACCCUACGGCUUCUGUCUUUUGUUGUCUACUGGUGUUUUUGUUGGCGAUUCUUCACAAAUCUGAGGUAACGGCACAGAAUAAGCAAUGGCAGGAGCUCUUCAACAGCACGUCGUGCGCGAGGCCACCGUUCACCUGUCCGUACCCUCAAAUUCAGUUUUUCUUAUAUACAAGAGAAACGCAGCAAAAUGGUUUCCUACUCGACGUUACGAGAAAAAAAUCCCUGAGUCAAUCUCGCUUCAAUAAUCAGCAUCCAACGAAAAUAAUAAUUCACGGAUUCGGUGGUGGCAGAAAUUUGGCACCUAGUACCGAUUUACGUAAAGCUUACUUUACUCGUGGCAAUUAUAACAUCAUAAUUGUCGAUUAUGGCUCGUUGGUACGCGAGCCUUGCCUCUCUCAGAUACAAUGGGGACCGGACUUUUGUUCGCGAUGCAUCGCUCAGCUCGUGCGUUACUUGAGAAAUCAUCCGCGCGGUGUUCCAGCUGAUAAUAUUCACGUAUUGGGCUAUAGCGUCGGUGCGCAUAUAGCCGGUCUCAUUGCCAAUCAUUUGCCGGACGACAAACUGGGUAGAAUUACAGGACUAGAUCCAACGAUUUUUUUCUACAUGGCUGGAAACCGAUCAAGAGACUUGGACCAUACGGAUGCUCAUUUUGUCGAUGUGAUCCACACGGGCGCGGGAAUCCUCGGACAGUGGGGCCCGAAUGGGCAUGCGGAUUUCUAUGUGAACGGUGGGUCAAGUCAGCCCGGAUGCGCAACAACGUCACUCCUUCAAACACUGUCCUGCGACCACACGAAGGUGACGCCAUACUACAUCGAGUCGAUAACAACCAAGGUCGGAUUUUGGGCAGCUCCAUGCCCAAAUCUGUUCUCGUAUCUGAUCGGUCUAUGCGACCCGAACGAAGACGAUUACAUACCGAUGGGGGAGGAUACGCCUCAUUCCGCUCGAGGAAUAUUUUAUCUUUCAACAAACGCCCACAAACCCUACGCCCGAGGACUUCCAGUAAAAAAACGACAGCAAAUAACAAACCGGAAGCGAUCGUCCUCCCGCCAAUUUUGAGCUUAUUGAAACAAAUAAUUAAUAUUAUAAUAGAAAAGUAGUCAAAAAUAAAACAUUCUUUCAAAAUAUUACCAAGGCCAUUGAAACGAACUUUAAUUGAGUAGUAAUGAUAUUGAAGGUCCAGAGAAAUGUUUUUCUUAAAUUUUUUUGGGACUAGAAUAAAAACUAUUGAUUAAAAAUAGAUAUCGAGUAUUAAUAAUUAGAACUUAAAUACUUUAGUUUAUUAAUCUCGCUGGUGUUUAGUAUUUAAAAAAUGUUAAUUAUCUUCGAACUUGUGUUAAAGCCAAAAACUUACCUACAGAUGAGAAAGUAGUUAAAAAACUUCAAGCUAUCAAUCAAAAUAAUGAUAAAAUAAUUGUAAUAAAAAGUAAGUUUUAAGUAAACUUAGUUCUAUGUGAUAUUUUUAUACGUACGCUUGACAGUUUUUUUUAAAUUGUUCCAACGCCAAUAAAAAUUUUAGUUUAUGUUAAUAAUGUCACUAAUAGCGAUACAAAAAAUUUUCAAGAAUGUAUACAGAUGAGUAAAGUAUGUGACUUGUAAUUUGAACUUCUCUAUAUAUUACUGAAAAUGUUCUGAAAUAGUGAUUGUUACCAUUAUUUAGUUUUUAUGGCAAU